AUGCUGGUGAUGAGCUUGGUGCCAGCGGUAGCCGCCGGUGAAGAGUCGAUGACGAUCAGCAUGCCGAACUGCAACACCACUUGCGGCAACGUGAGUGUGCCAUACCCGUUCGGCAUAGGACCGGAUAGGUGCUACUGGCCCGGGUUCAAGCUCACCUGCGACCACAAAAGCAAGCCCCCACGGCUUCUCCUCGGCGAGGGAGGCGCCAGUGCGUCAGAGGUCCUCCACAUCUCCCUGGAGAACGCCACGAUGCGCGUCAUCGGCCAGGGAGUGCACAGCAUAAACAUGAGCGACUCCGGCGAUGGGCUCAGCCGCUGGAACUGGAGCCUCGCUGGCAACACCAUCGGUGGGGUGCUGCCGUACAUCCUUGCGGAUGACUGGAACGAGCUCAUCCUCACGGGGUGCAACGUGCAGGUUACGCUGCAUAGGACCAAAGGGAGCAGCGGCCGUGAGAAGAUCGUUAGCGGCUGUGCCUCCUUCUGUUCCAUCUGGCUGAUGGAGACCCGCAAUACCACAUAUGAAGGCGAUAACCUCUGCGUCAACAUCGGCUACUGCCAGUCGGCCAUCCCCGGGGGAUACUCAUCCUAUGGCGUGGAGCUUAAACGGCUCGACGGCGGCUUGCCGAGAUGGAAAGAUCACAUGGAAGUCAACGUGGUGAACGUACUCAUCGCCGAGGUGGGCUGGCUCAACCAUAAUCGGACAGAUAAUCUGCGUUUCGCGCUCGGAAGGAAAGCUGCUGAGGUGAGAGUCCCUGUGAUUCUCCGUUGGGCGGUGCCCGACGGAGCGGCACCGGCACAUGACUACUACACGGGGACGGAUGCAUGUCCCGCCGAAGCAGCUCUGGCCAUCUGCAAAAGCACCAACAGCCAGUGCAAAGACGAGUCAACCCCUGCAUCCACGGGCUUUUUUUCCCAGAAGGAUGGAGAAUCCCAGCCCACAUUCAAAAGUUAUACUUGCCGGUGCAAGAAGGGCUACCACGGUAACCCUUAUCUCACCGCCGGAUGCCAAGAUAUCAAAGAGUGUGAUCAAAAAGAAGAAUAUGGAUGCUUUGGCGACUGUGAGGAACUUCUAGGAACGUUCCGGUGUGGAUGCCCCAAAGGGACCAAGGGCAACCCGAGAUUACGCAACGGCUGCGUGGAGCCUGUGGUAAACACAGGUAAUCACCACUUGAGAUUAAUCAUUGGUCUGUCUGUUGCUAGUGGCCCAUGUGUUCUUAUUUCGGUUCUUGGCGCAAUCAUAAUAAGCCGUAAUCUUAAGCAACACAAGGCGAGGACGUUGAGACAGAAGUUUUUUCGACAAAAUCGUGGACAACUGUUGAAACAACUCGUAUCUAAUAGGGCCGACAUCGCAGAGAGGAUGCUCAUUUCAUUAGAGGAGCUAGAGAAGGCUACUAAUAAUUUUGAUCAAGCUCGUCGGCUCGGUGGUGGAGGUCAUGGCACCGUCUUCAAAGGUAUCUUAUCAGAUCAGCAUGUUGUGGCCAUCAAGAAAUCAAAGAUCAACCAUAAGAAUACCGAGAGAGAAAUUGACGAAUUCAUUAAUGAGGUUGUCAUACUCUCACAGGUUAACCAUAAGCAUAUUGUGAAGCUUCAUGGUUGUUGCCUUGAGACGGAAAUCCCUCUACUCGCAUAUGAGUUCAUUUCUAAUGGAACACUCAGUGACCAUCUUCACACGGAGGCCCCAAGAUCAAUAUCAUGGAAAGAUAGGCUAAGGAUAACAAGUGAAAUAAGCAAAGCUCUAGCUUAUCUUCACUCUGCCAUUUCAGUCCCAAUAAUCCAUAGAGAUAUUAAGCCAUCCAACAUACUUCUUGAUGAUGCCUUGACAGCGAAAGUGUCAGACUUUGGAGCAUCAAGGAAGAAGCCCUCAUUGUGUAUGUCCUCCGAAGGCGAUUGGAUCGUCACGCGGUUUGUUGAACUACUUGAGGAUAACAAUUUGGUUGAUAUACUGGAUCCUCAGGUUGUGGAGGAGGGAGGUAGUGAAGUGGAAGAAAUAGCUAGUCUAGCUGUGUCGUGCAUGAAAUUGGUAGCAGGAGAGCGCCCAACAAUGAGGCAAGUUGAAAUGGUGUUGGAAGCUCUCCAACCACCUAACGAGUAUGUCCCUUGUGAUUUGUCUGCUGCAUCGUUGAACUAUCCAUCUACCAGUAGAAGAGCAAAGCAAAGCGAAACGAGCAGGUGCUAUAGCCUAGAAGAAGAGUUUAUGUUAUCGGCGAGAUACGCUCGGUAG
Molecule: messenger RNA, 2220 nt
Organism: Triticum dicoccoides
Lineage: Eukaryota; Viridiplantae; Streptophyta; Magnoliopsida; Poales; Poaceae
Product: wall-associated receptor kinase 5-like
Exons: 4
Coding region: 1-2220 (739 amino acids)
Biological process (GO): protein phosphorylation; cell surface receptor signaling pathway
Cellular component (GO): plasma membrane
Molecular function (GO): protein serine/threonine kinase activity; polysaccharide binding; ATP binding
Source: RefSeq, a predicted model, not a curated record